This is a messenger RNA of Pogonomyrmex barbatus (red harvester ant), 1690 nucleotides long. RefSeq lists its product as uncharacterized. The record is from RefSeq and is a predicted model, not a curated record. Gene Ontology annotation, molecular function: mRNA binding. Gene Ontology annotation, cellular component: cytoplasmic stress granule. NCBI's taxonomy places the organism in Eukaryota, Metazoa, Arthropoda, Insecta, Hymenoptera, Formicidae. Gene Ontology annotation, biological process: cytoplasmic stress granule assembly.
GUUAUCACCAGUAAACCGCCAUCUGGUCCAUUAGCGGUAAGGGCUACAAGUCCAUCUCAGCAGCAACAGCAGCAGCAGCAGCAACAACAACAACAACAACAGCAGCAGCAGCAGCAGCAGCAGCAACAAUCACAACAACCACCACCACCACCACCACCACCAUCACAGACUAAUAGUUCGACAAUGCAACAAUCUCCACCGGAACCCACGGUCGAUAAAAUAACUACUGCUUUUAAGAAGUCUACUUUAAAUCCAAAUGCUAAAGAAUUUAAUCCAAAUGCCAAACCAUUUACGCCGCGUUCACCUAGCACACCAACGCCUAGUCGGCCACAUACACCACAGACCCCACAAUACACGGGGGCAACUAUGCCCGCGACCGUUGUUAUGCCGGCAUACGUAACGCCUACAGCGUUCAGUCAACCACCUGCUCAACAAGUGGCAAGGUUCCGAAAGGUGCCGAUGAUGCAGCACCGUGCGCCAGAUAUAGCUUCUCAGAUGCAAGUGGCUGCAGCAACAGGGCAGCCAUUAUUAGCGCCAGCUCUACAUCCAUUCCAGGUGCCUUAUCCAGGACAGCCGACAUACCAACAAAUGGUACGGAUGGUCCAGGCACCGCCUCCACCGCACAUGGCCACCCCGUAUCAUCAUCAUCAUGAUUCACAAGGACCGCAAGCCCCUGGUAUACAAUAUAUGGGCCCACACCCACAUCCUCACGUAGCUCAACAGCCACCUAGCCAAACUCCAUCCCCAGCUAAUCCAAAUCAACCACAUACACCGGGCGCUUAUAAUCCACCGGGUACUCCACAACCUACAUAUCCGCAACCUCCACCGCAAGGUCACGCCCCGAGUUAUCCGAUUAUGUGCCCUAUAAUUCCAUCCCAUAUACCGUCAAUUCCACCACAACAUAUGCAAUACCUGCCACCACAGCCGCCUCCAGGUGCGCAACAAACCAUACCCGUUAUUUUACCGCACAAUCAGUAGCCGUGACAUAAAAUAAAUGAAGAAAAGGAAGAUCGCUAGUAUUCUGAAAAGAUAGAAUAAGAUAUUCGAAAUUGAGUUACUUUCAUGAUGGCAUAUCGAUUACUGGCAGAACCGUUCGUUUCAAUUAUACGCUCCUGAUUUAGUCGAUCGAUCGUUAAUCAUGUUGGUUAAGCGAUAAUCGUCAAUCAUUUAUGUUGACGAGCAGUUGGAAAUUAUUUCGCGUACAGUUUUAUUGCGAUGUGAGUAAAAACAAAGGGUGUUCUUUUCAGUCAGAUAAUCGAUGUAACGCAACGGAGCAAUGGUAUUCCGAAUGUACUUUAAACGACUCGAGAGUGUUAGACCAUCUUGAAAGUAACUUGUUAUUCAAAUAUAGGUCGAUCGUCGAGUGACCUAUGCCUGUAUUAUCGAGUCCUUAAAAAAUUUCGUUGAUUAUUUUAAUCAAGUUUUAUUUUAAUCAAGUUUAAAACUCUGAAAUGAUAGUUUAUCAUUACGUAACUUUGCAAAAUUACAAUUGGUUCACUUUUAUCGGAUUAGUACGUGUGUCGAACAUAGAGAAAAAUUCAACGACUUUUUUGAUCGUGCAUUUUUAUCGAGUAGUGCUCAAUGUAUCGGAAAAUAUGGGGGACCGCUCAUUAAAGACAUUUUAAAUUCACAAAUUUCAAUCCUCUAAUACAAACACAGCUUGCACUACUUUGCCAAGUAACAGCCAAAA